AUGUCAGGAAUUGGCAGCGCAUCCGCUCAGCGAGCACCUGAUCAAACUCACGGAGAGACGUGCAUUGACCUGAUGCGAACGCCGUUCAAGCUCUGCGAUCGAGCCUGCUAUUCGUCUGAUGAGCUCAAUCAGGGACGAACACUCGGCGAUGACGAAAGCCAGGGUGUCUUGCACGCGAUGGAGGGUCUUAGCAGAGUAGAGACCCCUUGUGGCGGCAGCAACACUUGUGUCUAG
Sphaerulina musiva SO2202 is the source of this 234-nucleotide messenger RNA. RefSeq lists its product as uncharacterized. NCBI's taxonomy places the organism in Eukaryota, Fungi, Ascomycota, Dothideomycetes, Mycosphaerellales, Mycosphaerellaceae. The transcript has 2 exons. The coding region runs from base 1 to 234 and encodes 77 amino acids. The record is from RefSeq and is a predicted model, not a curated record.